This is a messenger RNA of Pomacea canaliculata, 3916 nucleotides long. RefSeq names its product putative N-acetylated-alpha-linked acidic dipeptidase. Lineage: Eukaryota; Metazoa; Mollusca; Gastropoda; Architaenioglossa; Ampullariidae. The record is from RefSeq and is a predicted model, not a curated record. The transcript has 17 exons. Bases 1 to 2298 code for a protein of 765 amino acids. Gene Ontology annotation, molecular function: carboxypeptidase activity.
AUGGGGGACAUGAGCAGUAUAGAAGAUAUUUCAAGUACGAAGCAGCGUCCAAACACAACCCUGGUUUUGAUUGUCAUCGCCGUUGCCAUAGUGGGAGGCUUCACCAUCGGCAUUUUGAUUGGUCGCUUUGCCACGUGUCCCGACGAGGAAAAUGAGAAAUACAAAAAGUCGGUGCAAGAAGCGGAUUCAGCGAUAACUGAUCUUCUACUGCAGUCUAUCAGCGCAGAAAACAUAGAAGUAAACUUAAAACACCUGACACAGAGUCCUCACAUCGCAGGAAGGGACCGCGACUUUGAGCUUGUGGCCUACCUCAAGAGUAAAUUUACAGAAUAUGGACUGGAUUCUGUAAAGUCCACGCCGUACCAGGUUCUCCUGUCGUAUCCAGACACCGACAAUCCCAAUACUGUGCUGAUAGUGAACAACACAGGCGGGGAGACUAUCGUCUUCGACUCCACUUCCACCGAGAGCAACAUCUCUCAUCUUGAGGGAGUUAUCCGCCCUUUUCUGGCUUACUCCCCCUCAGGUGUAGUCAACACUUCCAAGCUGGUGUACGUGAACUACGGACGAGUUGAAGAUUUUGAAUUUCUGAGAACAAACUACAACAUGACAUUUAAUGACUCUAUCGUCAUUGUGAGAUAUGGCAAGAUUUUCAGAGGAAGCAAGGUAGAAAUCGCCGCGCGCUACGGGGCCUUGGGGGUCAUCAUCUACUCAGACCCUGCGGACUACACGUGGUCGGAGGACACUCGGUAUUUCCCGGAUACAUGGUGGCUGCCACCUAGCGGCGCACAGAGAGGCACCCUCUACACCGGCGUGGGAGACCCACUAACCCCCGGGUAUCCAUCUAUAGCCACGGCGUAUAGAUACAACGAGAGCGACACGCCACUGGUGUUGCCAACCAUACCAGCACACGCCAUGGGCUAUGGAGGGGCCGUGCGCUUUCUCAGAGAAAUGCAAGGUGCAGAAGUUCCCAAAGACUGGAGAGGCGGCUUGAACAUCCCCUACAGGCUGGGCCCAGGGCUUACUCCUGGACUCUCACUUCGCAUGAAGGUUACAACAACUAACAGCAUUAGAAGGGUGGACAACGUGAUAGCCACGUUGAGGGGAGACGUGGAGCCUGACCGCUACGUGUUGCUGGGAAACCACCGCGACGCCUGGGUGUACGGCUCCAUUGAUCCUUCGAGUGGAACGGCCGUCAUGAUGGAGGUGGCCAGAGCUAUGGGCCAGCUGGUCAAAGACAAGAGAUGGAGGCCACGCCGCUCUAUCAUGUUCUGUUCCUGGGGAGCAGAGGAAUAUGGUCUCCUUGGUUCUAAUGAAUGGGCAGAGCAAUAUGUCAAGUCCCUGGGGGCGAGAGCUGUCGCAUACGUGAAUAUCGACAUCGCUGUGGAAGGUAACAAUUCCCUUCGUGCUGCAGGCACACCCCUGAUGUACAGAGCUCUUUAUGAGGCUGCCAAAAAGGUACCUAAUCCUAGCGAAGCAGAAGUCAGUCAGAACAGACGUACGGUGUACGACACGUGGGCUCACUCAUUCCCAUGGACCUCCUCUGGUUUUGCCCUACCUUUUAUUGAAGAGUUGGGCUCCGGAAGUGAUUUCACGGCCCUCCUGCAGUUCAUCGGCAUCACAUCAUCGGACAUAAGCUACACGUAUGAUUGGAAUAAGUAUCCCAUCGGUUCCUAUCCUCUGUACCACACAGAGUACGAGACAUUCGAUGCAAUGAAGCGGCUGAUAGACACGGACUUCAAGUAUCACCGGUCCGUGGGUCAGGUGGCAGCUGAAGUUGUCCGUUCACUGGCCGACUCUCUCAUCAUUCCCUUCAACAUCUCGGACUACGCCUGGGGGCUAGAAAUGAACAGACGGACGCUGGACACAGAGGUCGGGGCACGACUGCAACAAAUUGUCUCUAACUACUCGGACUUGCAGAAAGUUAUAGAAGGUUUUAAGAAGGAUGUACAUGAGUUUGAAAGAACCGUAUCGAAAAUAGACAGAAAUGAUCCUAUGGCCAUCCGUAUGGUAAACGACCAGCUGCUGUUUCUUGAAAAAGCUUUCCUGGACCCCACAGGACUGCCAUUUAGACCCAAUAAGAAACAUUUGAUAUUCGCCGAAAGUGCCAACGACGCAUACGCCGGAAGCAGUUUCCCAGGGCUGGUGGACCUCCUGUUUGACAUAGACAAACUGCAGGCAGACAGACUGGCAGAGCGCUGGAAGGAGAUACAACAUCAUUUCUCCGUUCUUGUCAACGCUAUACAGGCCGCGGGCUACACACUUCGGGACGUCACCGAAUUCUUGGAGGAAACAUACUGAACACCACUCAUUGCUGACACGGUGCACAUCACGUGACAUGAUGCUGCCUAUUUUCCUGCACUACCACCAUCACCGCCACCACCACCGCGCUACGUCAUCUGGUGUAAAAUAACUCUUUUCCAAAGUUAUCACGCCCGGUAUGUGGGCAAGAGUGAUGCACAAUAUAUUUUACAUUUUGUAUAAUAAAUUUUAGCUUGUAUUAUUGAAACGCACAGACUGUGUACGACCGUCUGUAUUCUAACAAGUAGUAUUCGGGGAAAAAAACACAAUCAUACACAAUCACGCACACGCGCACGCAUAUAUGUAUAUAUAUAUAAUUUUAUGUGAUUUAAAAAAUAUUUAGACAUUUUACUGUUAUGAUGAGAAGUGUUUUCUGAUAAUUACAAUAUAAAAGAAAUCAAAAUCUUAUUAAAGCAGUUUAUCUUGGUUCACUUUGACAACUGCUUUACUACAGUCAUUUUAUCGUAGGAACUAGACACGCUGCUGUCAUUAGCUUAAAUAAUCUGUACUCACUCAGUCUCAAAGUGAAUGCAAUAGUCACCGUGUGUGUGUGUGUGUGUGCGCGCGCGUGCAUGUGUUUGAACUCUCCUACAAGUGUUUGCGUGGUUUUUUUUCCCGUGACUCACAUAACCGUUAUCGCUCAAAAAUAAACUUUUUAUCGUCUGAUUUGAAUUCCACACUCUUUGAUUUUGAGAAAAGUCAGAAGAAAUGAAUGUUAUUGUGUUAAAUGUCCCUUGUUUGUUAUUGCAUAUUUACAACAUGUCCUUCAAACAAGCGCAGGUAGUUUCUCUUACUAGUGGCACGACAACGGGCCACACUUGUAGGUAGUGUGUGACCAAUGGAAGGUGCACCUUCAAAAGUAUAAGUAUUUUUUGCAUUAUAUAAUUACGACAGUAAACUCAUGCACACAGCAGCUGAGCAUACUUGAGCCAGGUACUAGACGCCAUAUAAAUAAUACUGAUAAAAGUGAGUUUGUAACAGCACGCGAAGUUUGGCCAACAGUAAUGUCUGAAGAGAAGACUUCUACCACUUGUGGCAAGCAGACCACCAGAGAGCCGCUGAGAGCCGGCUGUAAAUCUGUUGGAGAUGUUAAUAACCUGCUUUCGUUGACUGUUCUACUUCUUAGUUUACUUUUCCUCUUUCUUUUCUACGUCUUCUUUCUCCCUGUCACGUGACCGCCUCUCCCCCACAUCCUCCCUCCCGCUGUCAUUGGUUCUGUUCUUGUUGCACACCCAAUCCUCUGUCUCGUCCUCAUCAAGGAUUCAACAAGCUACAUGAGACUAUCACAUUCUCCCAUAAAGUAGCAUGCACCUCAAAGUAAUCGAACUUUUAUUUUUGUAGAUUAUUAUUUCUAACUGUACUUUACACUGUUAGAGUUGUUGUCUAGCACUCGUCGCCUCAAUUAUAGGAACACGAGGAGUGGGUAGGAUUGCAGACUUGUUUAUCAAGCUGGAUUUCGACAGUAUUGAAAAAUAAGCUAUGAAAAUAGAAAAGACACCUACACUGCUUAGUCGCUGUAAAUACAGGUAAAUGGAAGGAGAUGAGGAACUUUGGAGAGUGGAUGAAGAAAAGAAGGAAAAAAGAUGGGAUCACACUAUAAAAGAAAGAGAAUUUGCGU